Molecule: messenger RNA, 3187 nt
Organism: Vitis riparia (riverbank grape)
Lineage: Eukaryota; Viridiplantae; Streptophyta; Magnoliopsida; Vitales; Vitaceae
Product: two-component response regulator ARR12
Exons: 6
Coding region: 337-2475 (712 amino acids)
Biological process (GO): cytokinin-activated signaling pathway; phosphorelay signal transduction system
Molecular function (GO): DNA binding; DNA-binding transcription factor activity
Source: RefSeq, a predicted model, not a curated record
CAGAGGAGAGAGAAAGAGAGAGUGAUUAUAAUAAUACUGUUUCAUUUCUGUAUUGUUUGGGUUGAAACUUGAAGCCCCUUCUCUCUCUGUUCUGGCCAUCACCAUCAUUGUCCAUCUGCACAGCUUUACUUACUACUUCCAGUCCAUGUCUGUCUCUUUACCCACUUUCUCUUCUUGAUCCCUCUCAUUUCUCCUUUGUUCAUGUCUUUUGCCUUCUGGGUCUGGUCCAAAAUUGUCAACAAAGUGUUUUUCAAUAUCAAAAAUCAAAGCUUUUGCUCUGUGAUCUCUGUUUUUCUCCUCUCUUCUCAUCUGGGUCUUUGAGACUGUUGCUCGAAAAUGACGGUGGAGGAAAGAAAAGGUGGUCUGGCUGGCGAAGAUGGAGUUAAGGACCCGUUUCCGGUGGGUAUGCGCGUGCUUGCCGUCGACGACGAUCCGACUUGUCUGAUGCUCUUGGAUGGCCUGCUUCGUCGAUGCCAGUAUCAGGUUACAACAACCAACCAGGCGAUCACAGCAUUGAAGAUGCUGAGGGAAAACAAGAACAACUUUGACCUGGUUAUCAGUGAUGUUAGUAUGCCAGACAUGGAUGGUUUUAAACUCCUCGAGCUUGUGGGGCUUGAAAUGGACCUACCUGUCAUCAUGUUGUCCUCGCAUAGUGACCCCAAACUAGUAAUGAGGGGGAUUACUCAUGGUGCUUGUGACUAUUUGUUGAAACCUGUUCGAAUUGAGGAGCUCAAGAACAUAUGGCAACAUGUAAUCAGGAGAAAGAAGAUCGACUCCAAGGACCAAAACAAGUCUGCAGAUCAGGACAACGCCCUACAUGCAGAUGGAGAAGGUGGAGAAGGCCCCCCAUCAUCCAGCAAUGCGGAUCAGAAUGGAAAACUAAAUAGAAAGCGGAAGGACCAAAAUGAGGAUGAGGAGGAAGAGGGUGAAGAGAAUGGAGAAGAGAAUGAGGAUCCAUCAUCCCAAAAGAAACCUAGGGUUGUUUGGUCCGUGGAACUGCACAGGAAGUUUGUUGCAGCUGUUAAUCAAUUGGGCAUUGAAAAGGCUGUUCCUAAGAGAAUUCUUGACCUGAUGAAUGUUGAAGGACUUACAAGGGAAAAUGUGGCUAGCCAUCUGCAGAAAUAUAGGCUUUAUCUGAAAAGGAUCAGUUGUGUGGCAACCCAGCAAGCUAACAUGGUUGCUGCAUUUGGAGCUAAAGAUUCCUCUUAUAUGCGCAUGGGUUCGCUGGAUGGAUUUGGUGAUUUUCGUGGCUUGGCUGGACCAGGAAGGCUUAACAGCACUGCUAUGUCAUCAUAUCCACCAAGUGGGAUGCUUGGUAGGUUGAAUUCCCCUGCUGGUUUGAGCCUACGUGGACUUACUUCUUCUGGACUGAUUCAAACAGGCCAUGCCCAAAACUCAAGCAACUCUGUUAAUACUCAUGGGAAGCUUCAACCGGUUGUUUUACCGACAAACCAAAGUGCAAGUUUGUUUCAAGGGAUUCCAACGUCAUUGGAGCUAGACCAGUUGCAACAGAGAAAAUGCAUUAGUACCCAGAUAGGAGAGUUCAGUUCUGUUGAUAACACAACAGUUUUCACAACUGCCAAUGGCUUCCCUGAUAGCAGAAUGACUGUUCAUAGCUCAAGCAACUCUUUAUCCAAUGCCCCAAGCAACCCUUUGAUGUUACAAUCUAAUCCACAACAAACACUAUGUAGGGGAGGGUUAGCAAAUCAAUCUUCCCUGAAAGCGGUUACUUUGAAUCCAGAACCUUAUACAAUGGGCGUCAGUGGUUCAUCUAAUUUUCUGGAUCAUGGUAGAUGUAAUGAAAACUGGCAGAGUGCACUUCAAUUGUCGAAGUUUCCAUCAAAUUCUUUGCCAUUGAGUGAACCACUCAAUCGCGAUCCGUUGACUACUAAUAACCUUAGAGAGCAUAUUUCUUCAACUGGCUCUCAUAUUCGACGUAGCCCAAUUGAUUUUUCUGCCACUAGUGCACUUGCAGGACCUCUUGAGGACUCAAGAGGAGAAAUGCCAUGCCAAUCAGGGUUGAUUGGUAAUGUGGUUCAGAAUAUUAACUAUGCACCAAAGCAAAGGUGGGAAGAACAGAAACAAGAUUACACCCAGAGCUCAAAUCAUGUUUUUGGCACAUUAAACUCUAUCAUUCCCGCCAACAAUGUUAUGGGUCCCUUAAACCACAGUUUGGACCGAAAUAACGCAGCAUGCAAUAGAAAGAUGGAUAUGCCUUUGAUCAGUCAAUCAAAUGCUAGCUCUUCAUCUCUUGUGCAGCACAGCGAGGUUGAGAAAUCAGCUAUGGACACAAAGAUGGUGUCAAAUGAAGACUACCUCUUGGAACAAACAAAGUCACAGGAUGGCUUGAUUCAUAAUAGUUACGAGUCCUUGGAUGAUCUAAUGAGUGCAAUGAUAAAACGGGAACAUGAUGAGACUAUGUUAAUGAAUGGAGAGUUCGGAUUUGAUGCAUACUCCCUUGGACCAUGUAUAUGAGGCUUUAUGAAUCACCCAUUCCUAGAGAAGAAAAGAGCCACAGCAAUAGGAGUCUAUUACAUGCGGAGUUGUAUUACCUUGUAAUUUCUCUCUUUUUCUUUCCUUUUCUUUUAAUUUCAUUUAUGUAUUCUCCUCUCAUUAUCUAUUGUUAUUCUCUGUUACUGAAUUUUUUUUUAAUCUUUGUAGUUGCUAACAGCAUGCUUGUUUCUUUUCAUUUUUUUUCCCAUUCAUCUUCUUUCCAAUUGAUGGAGCAAUGCCAUAAAAGUUUCUCCAUCUCUCUAGCAUUUUCUUUUUAUUUAAUUUUCAGUCACUGGGGAGCUAGGAAUAUUAAAGCAGCACUUGGGUGCCCAUGACUAUAGCCUGGCAUUGUAUGAACAGCUGGCACGCAGCCUGGAGGGAUUCUCUGGAUGUGCUGAAAGAGUUUUAUGAUCAUUUCUUUCUACAUUCAGGAAAGACUGUUAAUUGUAUGCUCAUUGCCUCUUUCUGGGGGAUAGCAGGCCAAAUCUCUGUUCUCUAACAUUAGUUGUCCAAGCAUUGGCCUCUAUUUUAGAAGGGUGCGGAUGGCAUGCUGCAGCUUGGUGUCAAACCUGUCUUGCACCCCCAAAACCCACCUAGUAAAAGCUCCUAAAAUGCUGUUUAUCACCCUUCAUGGUAUGAUUUGGUUCAGUCGCGGAGAUGAAAUUUAUAUUGAGCGGUUGUGUUCAUGUUGUGU